Selaginella moellendorffii is the source of this 909-nucleotide messenger RNA. RefSeq lists its product as uncharacterized. The record is from RefSeq and is a predicted model, not a curated record. Lineage: Eukaryota; Viridiplantae; Streptophyta; Lycopodiopsida; Selaginellales; Selaginellaceae. The transcript has 3 exons. Bases 28 to 711 code for a protein of 227 amino acids.
CUAGAAAAGAAAAAUACGUAAGUGGCCAUGGCGGCCUUCCUCGCUCGAUGCUUGGACAGCACCAGAUCAGCGAGGAGCCUGGCGGAUGAAGUUCGCAUCGUGUUGACGAGGAACAAGCUUGGUCGGCGAGCAGUCCACCACAUCCUCACGGCUUCCGAAAGAAAAGUGAGUCUUCUAUCGGGUCUCCUCCUGGGGCCGAAACAAACUACUGAAUGUUUUCGAAGGCCUUCGAGAUUGCAAAGAGAAAUGCUCACCUGGUGCGCUCGGCUGGAGCUCGCAAGCAGCCCUUGGCCGACACUUACUACAAGUACUGCCAAGCACUCCAGUGGCCUUACAUUUUCAUCCAUCGGCAUUGGUGGGGAUAACCUGGUUGUCGUCGACUUGAGGACUUUGGGACUGUCCGACGGCCGCCUGGAACAACUAGUUACCUUGGUGGUCGCAACUCUGGGGCCUCUAAAUGACGAGUGCUGGCAUCAAACACUACAAACUGCAUCUGAGAUAUUUGUUGGCUUGCCUACAAAAGAACCGGAUGACAAGCCGUUAGAAUCUGGCAAUGAAGAUCAAGUCAUACCCAGUUUGAGGGGAAUGUUGCGCUUCCAGGGGACCUUUGGCGAGACGAAAAAUAUGUGCCGAGCAUCACUGGACAUCUGCCAUUCGUUUCUGGUAGACAAUGGCAUCGAACUCACAAAGCCAUGGUGGACAGUAGACUGAAAACCAAGAGAAAAGGAUGGCCGAGGGGGUAGCAACAAGUUUUAAGCAGGAAAAGAAGGUACAGCUCACGUUCUACCUAGUUAUCAGACCUUUCAUCCUGAUACGGGGCAAACAAAAUUGACGAGUUGUGUCCCCCAAAUCCAAAAGAGUUCGAGAGCGCAACUUUCACAUCAAAUCGUUGCUUUUGGCUUCCCACAA